AAGGAGGAAGAGGAGAAGCUCUUUCUUUCUCCUGCUUAGCUUAUUCACAUUUUGUUGUCCUCCUUGAUAGCUGCUUUCCUAUUUGGACGAUCAGUAAUUUGGAUUGUUUGUUCUUUUUGAUUGUUUUUAUCUCUUUACAUCAGCUCAUUGUUUUGUACUAUUUAAACAUUUAUACAGUUUUCCGAAAGUAUUUUGUCAUGUUUUUGAAAUCUUUUAAAUAGUUGCGAUUCUAAGUCUUCUUUUUUCAGUCUAGUUUCAUCUGGUACUUCACACGUCCAUCACUUUAUAUUCUAAAAUUGUUAUUUUUAAUUUUUUGUGAUGGUGGUUUAGUGUGCAACACACUGUGUAUAUCUACUCAGGAAGGUUGUCUGCUCUGGCCUGGUUCUGGCCCAGUUCUGGCCUGGCACGGUCCUGUUUUUGGGUUGAGCUGAGACCUAAGACCAUCCAUGCAGCGUUAUCGCCACUAUGGUACAUCCUACCCUGUCUCACCCUCCUCAGUCCCUGUAGAGGAGAUCCAUGCUGAAGAGGAGGAGGAGGAGGACGAGGUGUAUGCUGAAGAGAAGGUGUAUGGGGAGGAGGCAGAGCCCCUGAUAGAGGAGGAAGUGGAGAAGGAGACAGGAGGCGUUAAUGAGGAGGAGGUCACACAGAUGAAGGAGGAAGCUCAACCUGUUGCCCAGGAGACAGAGGGGAAGACACCACUGGUGGAAAGUAAGAAUGGAAAAAGGACGGAGAGAGCAACAGCAGGAGGAGAUGCAGCAGCAGGAGGAGGUUCAAAGUAUUCCAUGUUUACCUGGUUUGUGGUUCUGGCUCUGCUGGGUGUCUGGAGCUCGGUGGCCGUGGUCUACUUCAACAUUGUGGACUAUGACAGUGUCAUCGCCAGAGCUAAGGAGUUUCGUAUGAACUUUUCUGAAGUUCUACAAGGGAAACUGACAGCAUAUGACACUGACGGAGAUGGUGACUUUGACGUGGAAGAUGCUAAAGUUCUGUUAGAUGAAAAGAAGUUUAAAGCUCCUGCUCUUAGGAGAGACAGGCAGAGAAAAGAAGACAGAAAAGAGGUGAAGAAGAAAGGUAGAAGUAAAGAAGACAAGAUGUUAGAGAAGACUGAUCGAGAAAUAAAAAUCCCUAAAGCUGAAGCAGGGGAGACUGCUGCAACAAGGAACACAACUAGAGACCGUCCCAUCAGUGGCACCCGGCUGUGCUCUGCUCUGAGGGAAGAGCUGAGGAUGAUCCACGAGAAGAUGGAAGCCAAGAGAAUUGCUCGCAUCGCUCUGGCGGAGAUCAGGGCCUUCCUCGCUGAAGAAGAGGAUGAGAAGGAGACGGCCUGGGCGCUGAAGAUGAAGACGCUGGAGACUGCACAAGAGCAGCUGAGGUUGGAGAGGGAAAGGAUGGAGAAGGAGAAGGCUGAGAAGGAAAGGAUGGAGAGGGAAGCAAAGGAUAAGGCAGAGAAAGAGAGGCUGGCUCAAGUGAGGGCAGAAAAGGAGAGACAAGAGAUGGAGAGAUUGGCCAAAGAAAAGGCAGCCAAAGAGGAGAGGGAACAACAGGAGAAAGAGAGGGUGGAGAGGGAAAAGAUGGAGAGAGAUCGCCUUGCCAGAGAACGAGAGAAGGCAGAGAGGGAACAACAGGAGAAAGAGAGACUGGAAAGAGAGAGGGCUGAAAAGGAAAGGAUCGAAAGAGAAAGAAUAGCCAGAGAGAAGGACAGGAUGGAGAGAGAGAAGACAGAGAAGGAGAGACUUGAGAAAGAAAGGAUUGCCAAAGAGGAAGCAGAAAAAGAAAGACUGGAGAGGGAACGCAUUGCUAGGGAAAGAGAGUGGAUCGCCAAAGAGAAGGAGCUGCAAGAAAAAGAACGCAUCGCCAGAGAAAGGGCAGAAAAAGAGAAGCUAGAGAAAGAGCGCAUCGCCAGAGAAAGGGCAGAAAAAGAACGGCUAGAGAGAGAGCGAAUUGCCAGAGAAAGGGCAGAAAAAGAAAGGCUAGAGAGAGAACGUAUCGCCAGAGAAAGGGCAGAAAAAGAAAGGCUAGAGAAAGAGCGUAUCGCCAGAGAAAGGGCAGAAAAAGAAAGGCAAGAGAGAGAACGUAUCGCCAGAGAAAGGGCAGAAAAAGAACGGCUAGAGAGAGAGCGUAUCGCCAGAGAAAGGGCAGAAAAAGAAAGGCAAGAGAGAGAAUGUAUCGCCAGAGAAAGGGCAGAAAAAGAACGGCUAGAGAGAGAACGUAUCGCCAGAGAAAGGGCAGAAAAAGAAAGGCUGGAGAGGGAACGCAUUGCCAAGGAAAGAGAAAGAAUUGCAAGGGAGAAGGAGAGGAUUGAGCGAGAGAGGGACGAAAAGGAGAGGCAAGAGAAAGAACGAAAAGCCAUAGAACGAGCAGAGAAAGAAAGACUUGAGAGAGAACGUAUUGCUAAGGAAAGAGAGAGAAUCGCCAGGGAAAAAGAGAGAGCAGAAAAGGAAAGACUGGAAAAAGAAAGAGUAGCUAGAGAGAAGGAAAAGAUGGAGAUGGAACGUAUUGCCAGGGAAAGGGCAAGGAUUGCUCAGGAGAAGGAGCGACUAGAGAAAGAAAGAGCAGAAAAGGAGAGGGCAGCUAGAGAACUGAGGGAGAGGAUGGAGAGGGAAAGAAUCACCCGGGAGAAGGAGAGAAUUGAACAGGUGAGACUCGAGAAGGAAAGGAUGGAAAAAGAAAGAGCAGCGAGGGAGAAGUUGGAGCGUGAGAGAGCUGAGCUGAUGGAGAGGCAGAGGCUCGCCAGAGAAAAGGCUGCUCGGGACAAGAUGGAGGCAGAGAGGCUGGCAAAGGUAGAAGUGAAGAAACAGGAGCUCCUCGAGAGGAAACCAAAUGCUUCCCAGCCGAAAGUUCCAGCAGCGGAGGUUAGAAGUGACAGAGGAAGUGUGUCAGCAGUCAGGAGGGAGAAAAGUGUGGUGGAGGAGAAGAUGGCUGUGGGCGGGAAGAAAAAAUGACACCCUGGAUCUAAGUAACUAUCGUGUAAAUGGUGCUAAAGCUCUGAUUGGCUGCAGGCUGAAAGGAAGCAUAGACAAGGGGCAUGAAAAAUAAUGUGGAAAAUACUUCAACUUUAAUCCCUCUCCAUGACGGAGCUGGUGAAUCCACACUUUACAGAGUAAGGACAAUAAAGAAAUUUUAGAGAACAGGACAUUUGCUGUUAUCCCAACAGCAUGACAUCACAAUUUUUCUUUCUUUGAUCACAUGAAAAUAUUUCCUAUUAAAGGUCCAGUGUUUAGGAUGUAGGGGGAUAUAUUGGUAGAAAUAUAACAGGUAUGUUUUCUUUAGUGCAUAAUCACCUGAAAACAAGAAUUGCUGGAAGAACACUGAUUUUUCGUUAAUAUGAAACUGCUUAAUUCAGAGUUUUACCAGUUUAAAUCACCAAGUCUGUUUGUUUUGGAGAGGAGGAAACCAGGGUUAGAGCAUACUUCUUUUAUGGCCAAUAUUGAUUUUUAUAUUCUAGAAUUCUGGCCACAUGAAACAACUACUGGGCAUAUGAUUUAAAUAGCUGUAUAAUCGGCUAUGAAUUUAAACAACAAGAAAGCACUUAAUUAAAUAACUUGAAAAUAAGCCAAAUGAAGAAGCCAUCUGUUGAACAGAAUGACUAAUCAGAAGUUCAGCGGCAGAGGCAAAGGAGGAAAAGGACUGGGUGCCACAAGCAUCACCAUAAAUCAUGAAAGUUGCAAUCUGGCAUCUGAGUGGAGCUUAUCUCAGGCCUUUUCUACAAGGAGACCAACAGUGUGUUGAAGGUCUUCCUGAAGAACUUGACCCAUGAUGCCAUCACCUAACUACACCAAGAACGCUAAGAGUAGAACCGUGACUCCCAUGGAUGUGGCGUAUGCUCUGACGAGGCAGGGACACACUCUGUACUGCUGGUGACUAAAUAGAUCAAUUCGUAUUGAAAAUCCUAGAAUCUGGUCUGCAUAAUAUAGGUUUAUAUUUAAGUUGUCUUGGCAGCAUACAUUAUAGGUCAACAAUGUUAGGCUAUUUAAAAUGCUAUUGAUGAAGGUAUUUAUUUAUUUGGCAAAUAUCCCUCCGGACAUUUUGGCCUUUGUCUGCCGGACAACUACACAUGAUACCGGCAAAGACUAACAUAAACCCUUGAAGGAACCUCUAUGGAUAUUUAACCUCCUAAACAUCUGGAUUUUAAGGUAUCAAACAAAAAUGGUGAGCAUGAAUUAGCAGGUACUGGGGUAACGUCCGUCCCUGAUAUGCCAGUCAACAUCAGAAAGCACUGAUUUGUAACAUUAUGCCUCUUUAUUCAGGGUUUUUACUGAAUCACCUGGUCUGUUUGUUUUGCAGAGGAAGAGACCUCUGUGGAAAAUUCAGUUCCCUGAAUUUUUUAAAUCUCGAACAUUGAACACUGAAGGAAUUCUAACCAGGAGAAGUUUUAGCUGGUUGCAAUCUGUAGUCCUCACCACUAGAUGGCACUAAAUCCCCCUAAAUCUUAUACACUGUUCCUUUAAGUAAAUAUUCUAAAAGAAGUCAAAUAAUGGUAUACUGUGAUAUGAGCCUGCCAUUCAUAUCAGUGGUGACAUUCUGGUGAUUGUUCUUAUAUUCAUCUGCUGCAGUCUUUUAAGGGUGUUUUUUUCCUUCUUUUCCAAAUUGACCAUUUUGUAGUUUGUGGUAUUAAAAUUUUGUGAAGAACUCUUGAAAAUCCUAAAACAUGGUGGGAAUGUAAAGGGGGCGAAAAAGAAAAUGUGUAAUAUUAAUUUCAAACUGUCUUUUGGAAGCGUCUUGCUUCAGUUUGCAUGGUGGGUUGAUGUCACUGUAGAUUAUGUUUUAAGUUGUGAGUUUUAUUUUGGUGAAGAAAACAUGUAAAUCUGAGUAGCAGAAGAAGGCGUCUUCUUAUCUCAUGAUGCCAGCAUCAAUUUGAAUUUUUCACACAAAGUUCAGAGCCUUAUGUUUGCAUCCUAAUUCAGAUCUGAUAAAGUCAUUUAGUGAAGAAAAUACUGAUUAAUAAAGUUUGCCAUAUGGUGCACUCUGCUGGAAACAGUCAGAUUUAACUUUGAAGGAAAACAAAAAAUAUUAAGCUAAACAUCAAAUAGGCCUACUCAUUAUUUAAAAUACUUGCUAUUUAAAAACACUGACUGUUCAAAGCACCCUUUUUCUGACAGAUUUUCCAUCAGUCUGUGGCAUGUAAUAUUGUAUUUAGGGUAAUAGUUUGGUGAAGGUGUCGUCUUACAUGACACAGAUACCGUAGAUGUGUUCAGACACUGUAUUCAAGUAGGUUUGAGUCUGGUGUAAUUUAAAAACUUGUCAGUGUUGAAAAGGAUUAAUGGAAUCACUGAAGGGUUCAAUUUUAAGAACCCACUUAAGGGAUUAAUUUAUGUAGAGUUAUACUUGAGAAUUUAAUUUGUUUCAUUGUGUUUUCAUGGGGUUUUUUCUGUCUUUAACUCAUGUUUUUGUCAGAUAUGGUCGUUUCUUGGCUCCUUGGUUUUUGGCUCUUUUGGCAUCUUUGCCAGAUGCUAGUUUUUCUUGGAGGUUCAUGUUAGUAAGCUACUGAGGUCAUGAGCUUUUGUAGAAGUGAAAACAGACCCCCCCCCCCCCCCCCCCCCC
This is a messenger RNA of Epinephelus lanceolatus (giant grouper), 5538 nucleotides long. Lineage: Eukaryota; Metazoa; Chordata; Actinopteri; Perciformes; Serranidae. The record is from RefSeq and is a predicted model, not a curated record.